UUGCCUACUUUCUCUACAGACAGCUGGCGUUGAAGCGUUCAUAUUAAGCUAGCGGCUUCAUCCUUGGCUGCCUCGGUCUUUUCGGGGUUUGUCUCCAGUUUCAAUUAUAGUGAGACAGUUGCUAGAACAUGGCUCUGAUAACGCCGUUACUCGCGUUCCUCUACCACCUACCGCAGGUGUAUAAGUGGUUGCUGAAGCCCUACUACAUAGCGUCCAUCUUCAUGUCAGUAGCAUUUCUAGCUGUCCGCAAGACGCCUGGCAUCUGCGACCAUCUGAACACAGAUAGAGAGGACGGCAACUCCUGCGACUUCGACUGGAGGGAGGUGGAGAUCCUCAUGUUCCUUAGUGCCAUCGUCAUGAUGAAGAACAGGCGAGCGAUAACGGUGGAGCAGCAUGUGGGAAACAUCAUCCUCUUCAGCAAAGUGGCCAACGUCAUCCUGUUCUUCAGACUGGACAUCAGGAUGGGACUGCUCUACCUGACCCUCUGCAUAGUGUUUCUGAUGACCUGUAAGCCUCCUCUCUACAUGGGACCGGAGUACAUCAAGUACUUCAGCGACAAAACCAUCGAUGACGAGCUGGACAGAGACAGUCGAGUGACGUGGAUAGUUGAGUUUUUCGCCAACUGGUCCCCUGAGUGCCAGUCCUUUGCUUCUGUCUACGCUGAUCUCUCUCUAAAGUACAACUGUGCCGGGCUCAAGUUUGGCAAGGUGGACAUCGGACGUUAUGGAGAGGUCUCCAAAAAGUACAAAGUGUCGGCGUCUCCGCUGUCCAAGCAGCUCCCGUCCCUGGUGUUGUUUCAGGGGGGGGUGGAGGUGAUGCGGCGCCCCCAGGUGGACAAGAAGGGUAGAGCCGUAUCCUGGAGCUUCACAGAGGAGAACAUCAUCCGAGAGUUUAACCUGAACGAACUCUACCAGAAAUCCAAGAAGCUCAACAAGACCAAGGGAGACAAGGUCGGCCAGUCCCAGUUCCCCCCAGUCCCCGAGGAGGACGAGUCCGAGCCACAAGGAGCCGGCGGAGAGGCUCCCGAGCCAGAAUCCAAGAAGGACAAAUAAGUCUCUUUCCAUCACUCAGCUUUCACUGGUGGAUGGAAGCUGUGGGUCCAGGUCAGCUCCCCGUCCUCCUCCAUCUUCUCCCUCAAAGAACAGGACCGGUGUGGCUGCGGAUCAUCGUGAGCAUCAAAGUAGCCACCGUACCUCUUCCUGUCUCCAGCACCAUCCUACUACGCCCCGUGUUUCCAGUCUGUUGGUCUUCAAUGAGCAAAGGGAACAAGUGUGCUCUUCGGCAGGGAGCAAUUUGGGACUUUUCACUGUAAAACCUGGUCCAGUAUUUGGGUGCAAGGCCUGGAGAUGUGCUUUGGCUUCUUCCACACAUUUCAAAGCUGUGAAGUCUGAGUGACGUCAGUUCUCACUAAUUAACAGCAAGGGAGCAGUGAAUGUAAUACUACUUUUUUUUCAUUAUGUUUUAUUCAACUAAUUUAAUGAGACUAGAGUAGAUUUUUAACAUUUCCAUUUGUGUUUCUUCAUGCAAAUUAAGUUCUAACUCAAUUUAUUUUCAGUGUAAAAUGAGAGCUGCUGUGUUCAGUGUCAGUGGCUCUGAGACGAGAGGACAGAACGUGUCCACCUGCAGUGAUGCGUCAGCUGUGAGUCCGCUAACAUCGCUGUCCUUUCUGCUGUGCCGGACGUUCUUUAUUCAAAGCACUUUCAUUUAUUUUGGCUUGGUCAUGUUGAAUUAUAAGGUCACGUGUUAUGUUUUAGGAGUAGCUGGUGGUUCAGCGUCUGUGUGUUUCCCUCGGACCCGUCUGUUACUUUGAAUAGUUAAUGUCCAGACCUUCAACAGCGAUGAUGCACACACAGACCAAAUAACUACUAUUGUAUAGAAAGACGUGUGAGAUGCAGAUCUGUCAGUCAGUAUUAAAUGAACAGCUGGUCUUCAUCUCUUGUAUUUAGAGGACAUUAUUUCCAACUAACAUUCCAUCAGCAGCUUUUAAAUAUGUGCACACUUACUGUUUUAGAUUAGCUGUUUGACAGUUUUUUUUCUCUUGUAUCCUGAUUUUAGUCCUGAACUGUUUUAGUUGACUUUUUGUAGGCUUGUGUGUACCGGUUCCUUUACGUGGACAGAAGUCUGCCGGCCGGUUCUUGUUACUCAUGCAAUAAAACAAAGUGGACACGA
This is a messenger RNA of Gasterosteus aculeatus aculeatus (three-spined stickleback), 2169 nucleotides long. It is a transcript of the gene tmx2b, whose product is annotated as thioredoxin-related transmembrane protein 2b. Gene Ontology annotation, biological process: brain development. Gene Ontology annotation, cellular component: membrane-bounded organelle. Gene Ontology annotation, molecular function: disulfide oxidoreductase activity. The record is from RefSeq and is a predicted model, not a curated record. NCBI's taxonomy places the organism in Eukaryota, Metazoa, Chordata, Actinopteri, Perciformes, Gasterosteidae.